AUGUUCUGGGCAAUCGAUCAUUUGAUCGAAACAAAGACCGAAAGUACUGAUGGAGAGCAGCUCGUUUCACCAUCGCGAGAUGAUGGUGGAGAUGAGGUCCAUUCUGGGAUUUAUUUUGUUUUCACAGUUAAGAUAUUGCGUGAAACGGAAUUCAGUAAGCAGUAUAAGUGUGAUCCAAUUUUUAUCAAUGAUUUCAAUUUAAAUCAUAAAAUUCAGGAAACCAUAAAAUCAACUUCUGUUAAAUCACCAAAUUCUAAUCGAUCAUUCAAUCCUGAAUUAAUGAAAUGCAUUUCGGAAACAAAAAGUAAGUUUGCAGAAACAUUGAUUUCAUUGGAUUUAGCAGAGAGGUGUCUUCAAUGCCCAAGCGAAAAAACUGCAGAGCAGUUAAAACUGUUAUUUGAUCGUGGAAAAUGCACUUGUAAAGACACUUGCAAAACGUUAAAAAAAUUCUAUACCUUAUUAAUUCGUUUCACGGAAGGCGAGAACGAAAAUGCAGAAUACAAAGAUUACGAAAACAACAAAAAUGACAAAGGUGGAAAAGAUGACUCAGACUACCAUUUAGAUUGUGAAUGUCAACCACGCAGUAUUUCAGCAGAAUCUUUACGAAAAGGCACCGCAAAACAAGAAAAAUUGUGUACAGUUUCAAAAAUCUUACCUUAUCAAGACGAAGAACCCGUUACUAAGAUUAAAAAAGGCACAGCAGGAAAGAUGUGGCGUGAAAAAAACUCGGAACAAGAACAUGCUUCAUUAAAGUGGCGUGGGCUAAAUCAAAAAUCGCAUUCAGAAACUCGAAUUGAACUACUGGAACAAGAAAUCUCCUGUUUGGAAGAGCUACUCCAAGAUGUUUUGGCUGACCUUGGUGAACUUACUGUUGAAAAAACUGCCAGAGAAAGCGAAGGAAGAAAAUUUGAACUCUUUCAUAGAAUAUUUCGUUCCUCAUCACCCGAAGCGAAACGAUCUGUUGUGUCUGGCAUCAACGACAAACCAGAUACAGAAGAUGGCAGGCUUGGCUACCUAAAUAGCUCUCGGACAAAUGGCAAUGGCUCUCCAACUGGGUUCCCAAAAGCUCAGAGAACAAAUGAAAGUGUUAACUCUCCGGUGAAUGGAUCAACUGGCGAACAACGUGUCCAGGGUGCCGAGUCUUUGGUGCCAGGAAGUAAUCAUCAAGAAGAAAAAGAAGCGAAUGAGACGUGUAGCAACACAGGGAUAUCAGUCUUUGGCACUAACAGCGAAAACCAAAAUCCUACAAUGCAAAACUCGUCAAAGAGCGUAGAGAAGACAAGUGGCGGAGAGGGAAUCGAUACACCUGGAAACAUCAACGGGACCAGUGACGCAGCAUCGACAUCACGAGACGAAAGUGGUGAGCAAAGUUUGACCCAGCGAAGCAAUGAAGAUUUAUUAUUCUCCAUUCAACAAGAUGAUUCAAAUGGAAGAGAGUGCAUAUCUCUGGGAAAUAUACCACCUACAUCAGUCGCGACAACUUUAUACAACAACUACAAGCUCCUGCUGCUCUCACUGGGCCAAAGUCUUCUUUCUUCCGACGUCGUGAAACUGAAGGACUGGGCUUCUCAAGGUUUCGCAAUCGCGAACGUUCAAAGUGCUACCGAUGUUCUUUUACAACUUGAUCAAAAAGGAAUCAUCAAUGCUUCAAAUUUAAGUCCACUUCGCGAUUUCUUUGAAUCUGUUGUCAGGAUUGAUCUUGUCUACAUUAUCGAUGCAUUCCUUCUUGGUGAUUACAGCUUACUUCGCCAAACCCCAACCUGGAAAAAACGCGAGGCGAGUAGGGCACAGAAUCCUCAGCACGGUUCCACUUCACGGUUUUCAAGUCUCUUGAAUACAUUGAGUUCCAGUACGUCAACAGGAAGAAAUGUCGCUGCCAGCGGUUCAUUACAAAUGAGUGCAAGCAGAAAUCCAGCAACUUCAAGGAAACCAGAAAACAGCAAUGGACCGCAAAACUCGGUCGCUCAACAAAACCACCAGCAUGCUCUCUCAGGUUUCUUGGGAUACCCAAACACAAACAACGCAAAUCUCGUGUCCAGAUCUCCCAAUGAAAACCAAUCCAGAGCCCACGAGCAGCGAAAUGAGAAACCUAUUGCAUCUGGAUUUACUGAAACAAGUGUAGUCGUUGCAGAUGGCCCUGUUACAAGUAAGUUUCUUUAA
Molecule: messenger RNA, 2160 nt
Organism: Paramuricea clavata
Lineage: Eukaryota; Metazoa; Cnidaria; Anthozoa; Malacalcyonacea; Plexauridae
Source: the annotation of a GenBank genome assembly